This is a messenger RNA of Bolinopsis microptera, 1421 nucleotides long. RefSeq lists its product as uncharacterized. The coding region runs from base 41 to 1294 and encodes 417 amino acids. Gene Ontology annotation, molecular function: cysteine-type endopeptidase activity. The record is from RefSeq and is a predicted model, not a curated record. NCBI's taxonomy places the organism in Eukaryota, Metazoa, Ctenophora, Tentaculata, Lobata, Bolinopsidae. The transcript is spliced from 2 exons. Gene Ontology annotation, cellular component: lysosome.
UUACCUACAAAUCGAAACUUCUUAACUUCUUAAAACGAAGAUGUUGCUCCUAGUAUUGACAUGUCUGCUAUUUGGAGGGGCUGUGACUGAGGAAUCUCUAACCCACCUGCUGGAGUCACCUCAAGCUCUGCUCAACUCCUACCUAUCGUACCAGCUUCAAAACGGUAAAGCAUACUCAACCUCUGAACUGAGACUCCGAGUUAAACUCUACAGACAAGCCGUGAAGUUUGUGGUGUCUCAAAAUGAGCUGCAUGGAGAUGAAUGGCAGAGCGGACUAAACUUCUUGUCUGAUUUGAGCGCAGAGGAACAGAAGAAUUACCUUGGCUUCAAUGCAAGUGCUCUCCUUACUGCUGACAGUGCAGAACCUCAUUCUUCUGAAAUGCUCUCCGUCCCCUCCUCUUUCUCCUGGCUUGAUAAAGGAGCAGUUACUCCUCCCAAGGAUCAGGCUAAAUGUGGUAGUUGUUGGGCGUUCAGCUCAACCGCGGCUCUUGAAGCUGCCUACAAGAUCAAGUCGGGAAAAUUAAAGAGCCUGUCGGACCAGGAGUAUUUGGACUGUGUUUAUCCUCUGAAUAAACGACAGAACGGCUGUAAUGGUGGCUACUACUUUACUGCCUGGGACUACAACAAGAAGAACUCCAGGAUGGGACGAUCACGUGACCGGUUGUACACUGCCAAGGCGGGAUCUUGUUCUAAACUUCCUGAGAACUCCCUGAAAUCCCACUCAGUGACUGGCUACACUGCAAUGCCCAACAGAAACGAGCAGGAUACCCUCCUGGGGAUCACUAGGAACGUCCUCUCUGUAGCGUUCGAAGUAACGGCCACUUUCUCCGCUUACAAGUCGGGUAUUCUGCGGGACAACACGUGUACUCACAACAGUAACCACGCAGUAGCAGCAGUGGGCUACACUCCGCAAUAUAUCCUGGUAAAGAACAGCUGGGGCACCAAAUGGGGUGACAGAGGUUUUGUAAAGUUCUCCCGCAACCACCACGGCUGCGAGCUUCACAAGUUUACCGCCUACCCUACACUGAAACCCACUAACAAGCCUGAUAAUGAUCCUGAGGAUGAUGCAACUGUCUACGACCCGGACAACAGAGAGGGUCCCACUGAUCCGUACAACCCUGGUCCGGAACCGCCGUGUGUGGAUGAUAAGGAGUGGUGUGGACCUGCAUACUGCGGGAAAAGCUACGAGAAGUACUGCCGUAAGACCUGCGGUAAAUGUACGGAUGAUAACAGCUGCCCUGAAGGAACAGUGAAGUGCCCUGAUGGAGUGUGCCGGCACACCCACAUGUGCUAAACCCACAUGUGCUAAACUCACGUGUGCUGAACCCACAUGUGCUAAGCACUCACCUGGGCCUAUUUGGGAAACUUGAGUGGGAUCCUCUGACGUGAUUGUUUGAUAUUUAAUUCAAAACAUUUGUCAA